Aspergillus pseudotamarii is the source of this 2573-nucleotide messenger RNA. Its product is annotated as ribosome biogenesis GTPase LSG1. Lineage: Eukaryota; Fungi; Ascomycota; Eurotiomycetes; Eurotiales; Aspergillaceae. Gene Ontology annotation, molecular function: GTPase activity; GTP binding. The record is from RefSeq and is a predicted model, not a curated record. Gene Ontology annotation, cellular component: cytosol. Gene Ontology annotation, biological process: ribosomal subunit export from nucleus. The coding region runs from base 440 to 2404 and encodes 654 amino acids. The transcript has a single exon.
AGCGUCACGUGAGGGCUUAUCGGGAUGCCCAACUGGUCGUCCUCAGGCAGCGACGUGGAAGAUGUGCUGCGGGGUGGAGAGGAUAUCACACCAUGGGAAUCCAUGGGUAAAGUGUUAGUACUGACGACCGACUCUCAGUAUGAAUUACUCGGUAUAGAAUUACUGGGUUAACAUCUUUUGUUUUCAGCAACAGGGGGAAAAAAGAAGGUGCUGAGUCAGCCAAAUUCUUAUCUUAUCGGCGGGGGCUUGCCUGAUUGGGCGAUCGAUCAUCGCCAAAUGGAACAAAAUUAAUAAUUCUCUCCGUCCCUUUGCCUCUUCUUCACAUUUCCCCUCCAUUUCCCCCUCCAUUCUUCCUCCUUCUCCCUUCCACUCCCCCAUCGGAAGGUUUCAUUUCAAUUUUGGUGUACUGUAAGUCGAGUCGCUUCUCCACACAGUCACCAUGGUUCUCGCAAAGUCCAAAAACUCCGUGGGGCUGGGCAACAGCCUCAUGAAGGAUCGUUUCGGAAAGGGAAAGGCAUCGAACAUGAAGAAAGCCUCGCACAAUCAAGCCGUCGCACGGAAGGAUAUGAACGGAGAGACCUACAUCACCAAUGCGAAGGAGGAUGCCGCCUGGGUGAAGAUGCGCAGUAUCACGGAACAAGCCGCUCUCGACGAGUUCCUGAGCACCGCUGAACUGGCAGGCACCGAUUUUACAGCCGAGAAGAUGAACAAUGUCAAGAUUAUCCAUGCCGAUCAGAAAAACCCUUAUCUCCUCUCCGCAUCCGAGGAAAAGUCGGCUGUGAAGAAGCACCAGAAGAACAGAGGACGACUGACCGUUCCGAGACGACCGAAAUGGGAUUCGACGACGACGCGGCAACAACUCGAUGUGAUGGAGAGGGAGAGUUUCUUGUCCUGGCGCAGAGGGUUGGCUGAGCUCCAGGAGAAUCACGAUCUAUUGAUGACACCAUUUGAGCGGAACUUGGAAGUCUGGCGACAGCUUUGGCGUGUCAUUGAACGGUCGGACCUCGUCGUGCAGAUUGUCGAUGCUCGGAACCCGUUACAUUUCCGGUCGGAGGAUCUUGAGUCCUACGUGAAGGAGAUUGAUCCCAAGAAAGAGAACCUUCUCCUCGUCAACAAGGCAGAUAUGCUUACUGAGAAGCAACGAGAGGCCUGGGCAGACUACUUUGAGCGCAAUAACAUCAGCUUCCGAUUCUUUUCUGCCCAGCUAGCGAAGGAGAAAAUCGACGCACAGCUGGCAGAGCAGGGCGACAGUGAGGAUGAAGAGGUCGCGGAGAAGCUGGCGGAGACAACCAUCGAAGAACAGCCGACUGAGGAGCAUGAUGGAGGAUUGAAGCUUCCUGGCUCGAGCAGAUCCCGGAGGACGGAAAUUCUCGAUGUUGAUGAACUCGAAGAACUCUUCCUUUCCAACACCCCCGAUACUCUCCCCGAAAACGACGACCCAGAGAACCCGCGCAAGCAAAAGACAGUCAUUGGUCUUGUCGGUUACCCCAACGUCGGUAAAUCCAGUACCAUCAACGCCCUUCUCGGAGCCAAGAAGGUCUCAGUGUCCGCUACGCCCGGUAAGACGAAGCAUUUCCAGACCCUCUAUCUCUCGCCGGAGAUCAUGCUCUGCGAUUGCCCUGGUCUGGUGUUCCCCAACUUCGCCACAACCAAGGCCGACCUGGUUGUCAACGGUGUCCUGCCCAUCGACCAACAGCGUGAAUUCACCGGCCCGGCCACCAUCAUCGCCCAGCGCGUCCCCAAGCAUUUCCUUGAGAACGUCUACGGAGUCACCAUCCAUACCCGCCCCAUCGAAGAAGGCGGCACGGGCAUCCCCACCGGCAGCGAGCUGCUGCGCGCCUAUGCUCGCGCGCGUGGCUUUUCCACUCAAGGCCUGGGCCAGCCCGAUGAAUCCCGCGCCGCCCGAUACGUCCUGAAGGACUACGUCAAUGGCAAACUUCUCUUCUGUCACCCGCCCCCAGUGCCAGAGGGCCAGACCCCCAUUGACCCCAAUGAGUUCAACGUCGAACUCUACGACAUGGCUCACCUGCCCGCCAGGCGGCAAGAACAGCUCGCCAAAGCCAUGCAGGCAGAGCAAAUGGCCGAGGACAUCGACGAUGACAUUCUCUCUCUGCCCAAACAACCCGUGCAAGGCUCCCGCUCCCGCAAUCUCGACACCGGCUUCUUCGGCGACGCCUCGAAAGGCUCCGCCGGCCGUCUCACCCUCCCCUUCAACGCCCAGUACACCGAACAAGGCCAGCAGAUGCGCCAACAGCUGACCGGCCGUAAGGAGCGCCUGAUGGUCGCCCUGGAACGCGGCAUCGAUGUGACCGAAGUGCGGGGCGGCAGCUCUAAGAAGCAUUUCAAGGGCAACAAGAAGCAGGCGAAGAAGAAGCGCGCCGUGACUGCGGACGAUGAUUACUGAUCCAUUUCUGAUCUGACUCGCGGGCGAGUGGGGUUCAUGUUUGCCUGUGGUUAAUGAAUGAGUUUGGUUGGGUUCUACUUUGUUUGGUUGCAUUUAGAAAAGUUUCUUAUGAUUCUCGGUUUGCUUUAUGUAUGUAGGGUUGGUGUUGAUGUUGACGUUGAUGUUCAUG